AUGUCAGUGAUUACCGCGUUCUACGCCCAAGGCAUAGAAUUUCGGCAAGCUCUCUUGAAUUCCUUCCAGAACUCCGAAAGCUUAUACGAUCGAAUAAGAUGGUUCGACGAAGAGGAAAAUGCAAGACUCAAGAGCAGUCGCGCGCUUUUCUCCCCACUCGACCCGAUAACAAUGACGGUCGAUACAAACGACUCAAUGUUAACAAGUGCAGUCCAAGAACAAGAUUUGAAUCCGGCGCCUUCGCGAGAAGCUAGUUCAGGAACCUGCAUCUCCUCCCAACACUUCAAAGCUAUUGACGACCAAAAUUCGAAGAUUCACCUCCAGGAAAGACGAGCAUCGAAAGGUGGGAGGCUUCAUCGAACCGGUCUACCACAGCUAACUAUGUACACAAAUCUUCCCUACACGGACGGUGGAAAACAGGGAAUGAACCAGAAACCAGGACCUCAGCGUACUGAUAGCUACGACCGGAGAAGACUCGUGCAGUUCAUCGAGAACAGCUCCAAUCCACAGGAUGAUAGGUCUCCUACUAUCGAUUUUGAGUUUCCUUCCCAAGAAGCACAAGCAGGAAGGCAGCAAAUAACGCUACCCGAAAAACUUUCAGACAGUGCCAUACGCCGGGAGAAGGGAAGAACGAGAACAACAGAUGAUAGUGAUAAGGUGGGCAUUCAGAGUAAAGAGCAAGGGCAAGGACUUAGAAAGCCGACUGGAAGGUAUGAGUUGAAAGGUCAAGUGAACGAGGAGAAAAGAGCAAAAACUGAAGCAGAUGAAGAAGAAUUAGGCGGCAGUUACGAAGAUGACAACGAGACCGUUAGCGCGGGUCUGGACCUAGAGCGAGAAAAAGAGUUGAAGAGAUCUGGCACAACAGCAAUUGGUGAAUCCAUUGACCUAGAUGGACAUUCAAGCAACUAUCAAUCCAAUAAGCGAGCUCAUCAAGAUACUGUUACUGAGAGCCCUCUGUUGAACCGGUCUAAACUGACAGUCAACGUAGACAUGGAGUCUUCAACGUCAAAUACUACCACUACAAGCACGGAAAUCUCCCAAUCUAGUGAGUCCUGUUGGCGCAACGAUGACAUGAAAAGAAAAGCCGAGACCGGCCGCUCCCCGGAAGUUAGCGCUCAUAAGGUGUGGAAGCGUCCCUCUGCGAAAUAUAAUUCUGGACUUCGACGCAGCCAAAGGGGACAAGACAGGCCCCUUCGUAGUACGGACGAUCUCAAGCAAUCCGCACGGGAAGGGCUCCGCUACAAAGGCUGCAGAUGCCCUGUCCACCAGGGGAUGUACGAAGACUGGCCAGCAUACGAUGCCGAGCUGACCAUCGCACCAUGCAUGAAGACAUCCGUGUACUGUGGCAACAUUUUUCGAUCGGCGUCCGAACUACGCAGGCACCUGAGAGGACACAGAUAUGCUAGAAAGAAUCUAAGGGUACAUCUGGAAGAUCCGGGCAAACUGAAUUCGACUACUCCAAGCUGGACCCCUCGGCUUAAGAUUAUCGAACCCAAUCCAUCUCAAAGAGAGUGUCCAGACCAACCAUCCAAACCCCGCACGACCAGGAGACAGGCUAAUAAAGCGAACGCCAAAAUGGCACCAUGUCCAUGGUGA
Exophiala bonariae is the source of this 1596-nucleotide messenger RNA. RefSeq lists its product as uncharacterized. The transcript is spliced from 2 exons. The record is from RefSeq and is a predicted model, not a curated record. Lineage: Eukaryota; Fungi; Ascomycota; Eurotiomycetes; Chaetothyriales; Herpotrichiellaceae. Bases 1 to 1596 code for a protein of 531 amino acids.